AUGAACAUGAGGAAGCUAUUGAAGCAUCGAAGAAAACUCUUAUGGAGGCACCUGUCUAUGGUGCAACCCAAAACCGAGAAAGCGAGGGAUGGAUCGCGGCCUCUAAUUAUUUGUACUGAUGCCAGCAGUGUAGGGAUUGGGGCACAGCACAAGAGGGGGAUGACUCGCUGCUACAUCCCGUAUUCUUUGCUUCCAAGCAUAUAUCGGCCGCAGAAAGGAAUUAUCACAUCACGGAUCAGGAAGCGCUCGCGCUCAUUUUCAGCCAGAAGAAGUUUCACUACUUCAUAUAUGGCGUCCCGAGUAUUAUCAGAACUGACUACUCAGCACUCACCACACUCACUGUUUAAACGCACUGAUGUUUCUCCAGAGUUUUACUGUUACGAUCUAACUAUUGACUAUAUAAAAGGAACAGCUAACGCGGUAGCGGAUGCACUAUCUCGUGGUCCAACCCACUCUUCAAUUUUGAUUCCCGGCUUAUGA
This is a messenger RNA of Haemonchus placei, 480 nucleotides long. The record is from the annotation of a GenBank genome assembly. NCBI's taxonomy places the organism in Eukaryota, Metazoa, Nematoda, Chromadorea, Rhabditida, Trichostrongylidae.